UGGUUAUGAUCGGUACACAAUUAUGAUAUACUGCAAGACCAGCUCCACCCCCUCUUAGUGUGCCUGUGUGGUUUCAUUUUAUUAUUAUGACGAUCUUUACCGCAUUCUCACAUGUGCUCUAUGUCAGACUAGAUCGAGGAGGUUGCUAUGUCCUUGAAGUAUUCUCUUGUGGUGCUAUUGCUGCUGCUGUUCUGCGGAGGGAGGUUAGUGUUGGAGCAGUUCUAUGGAGACCAGGAUUGUGAGAUGACCUGGAUGUACCAGUGGCCGCAAUACCUGGCAGUACCCUUGGAUGCUACAGUAGAGAACUCCUACCCUCAAUAUGGCCUCUUCCUCUAUGCUGAAGGGGACAAGAGGGAGGAUGCCAUUGAUGUGCCUCAGGGCUCACUAUCUGGUGUGCCAGUUCUCUUCAUCCCCGGCAAUGCUGGCAGUCACAGACAAGCUCGCUCAUCUGCUUCCAUUGCUCUGAGGAUGCAUUCUGCUGAGUUUUCUGGUGCCCACUAUUUUGACUUCUUCACUGUCAAGCUAAACGAGGAGCUGUCGGGACUGUUUGGUGGCGUACUACUUAGACAAACAGAGUACGUAUGUGUGUGCAUACGUCACAUCCUCUCUCUCUAUUCUCAUCUCUCCCAACCACCACGGUCUGUUGUCAUCAUCGCGCACUCCAUGGGAGGUGUAGUGGCUCGAGCAUUAUUCACAUACCAUGGCUUCAAUGCAUCGACUGUACACACCAUCAUCGCCAUGGCAUCUCCGCUGAGUAGACCAGUCAUUAGUUUUGAUUCUCUGCUACAUGGUUUCUACGAGCGAGAGGGUGUGGUCAAUAUGAGUCAUGUGACCCUCGUAUCUAUAGCCGGGGGUAAGAGAGAUGUGAUGGUCCCCACGGCCAUCACUCCACAUCAAGGAGCCAUCAACCUAGCAUCCCCAGCUGUUCCGAGGAACUGGGUGUCUAGUGAUCAUCGUGCCAUCGUGUGGUGUCGUAGGUUACAGCUGGCUCUGAUACGCGGACUCUUCCUAUUACAAGAUGGCCGGGAGCUGACUCGAGAUAAGACUAGGAGAGACCUCACACUGACACACCUCCUAUUACGAGGGACGGAAAUCCCCUUACCUACAACAAAACCUGCUGCAGUACUUCAGUUUAAGUCAUCACAAGUUGUCAUGGUGAAUGCUACUGAUGGAUGGUCCAGUCUCAGAGGGGGGGUGGGGGCUGGGAAGUACGUGGGCGUACAGCUGAGUGGCCACGCUCCUAUACAUGUCAUAUCUAAUACAGGUCAAAGGUCGUGGGUGUUCCUCUGUGAUCAAACCUCAAACUGCUCCGAUGUGUCCUCUAGAGCUUCUUUAUUGCCUCCAAAACUGGGUGUGGUCAAGGCUGUAUCAUUGUUGCCGGGUGACUGGGAGGGAAAGUCCCUACUUGUUAUUGCUCAGCCCACUAAACUACACCCAAAAUCAGUUAAAAAGGGAUUCUUGUCAGUACAUCAAUGCAUUGGAGAUGAUCAAUUACCACUCUCUCUAUGGGGCACAAGCCUCACAAUAGCACAGCCUCACUGCUCGUUGAUGAACUUCUCUCUCCCAGGACUACAAGAGGUUUGGGAGAGCUACACAGCUGUCAUCAGUAGUAGUUGUGGGGAGGUUGUAGCUACACUCUCCACACCGUGGUACGCCCACACACCCAUCACACAAUCACAUCCCUCACACCCUCACAACCUCAGCGUAUCACUCAGUCUACUGGUACCCACUCCGAGCAGCCACACCCCCCAUCUCCUUAUAUGGAGCCCUCCAGACUGCCCCCUCACCAUCCGAGUGACCUCUGAUCUCUUGGAGUCUCUUGACAAGCUCUCCGUCCUCUACACCCCCCUAUUGUUGCCGUGGGUUACAGCCGUGUGCAUUGCUGGAUCUGGGUGGAGCCUUGGUAUCGAGCUACUGGCCGUUACCACUCUAUACGGACUCACCAGUAAUGGUUGGAUCCCGUACACUGACUGGCAGCUGCUCUCCGCCUCUCGUCUCUGGGGGGCGUGGACCCCUCUCCUUGUCCACCUAAUAGCCCGUGCUAUCGCUAGUCUGCUAACUCACAUGACUCGACUGAUUGCAGCCUUACUGCAUAAGAUAUGCUGUGGACGAGAGACGUACAUCAUGUGGGUGUGGCUUGUGAUGGGUGUGCCUGGUGUGAUGGUGUGCAGUGGUGUGGGCGGAGUGUGUCUACUAGUUGGCUGGCUCUUUAAGGCCUCUGCUGACGGGCAGGUGGGACUUUUGCCAGUGAUUGUGUGUGUGGAGGUACUGACUGUGCCAGCCUUAGGAUCGUGGGUCAAGGGACUCAGUGCACAGUCCCAACUGUACCCUGACCCACACUUGGCUGGAAUGUUAGCAACAGUUUGUGUUGCCCUGGCUACCGCUUGGCAGGGGGCUCCUCUACACAAGGACAGACACAGACACACUGGAUACUGGGAGGCCUUGCUGGCUAUGAUGCUCCUAUGUUACUGUACAGUCCAUGUCUACAGAAUCACUGGAUUUGUAUUAGCCUAUAUGACACUCAGACUGGUUGAACUAGUAGUAGCCAGCUAGCCUUAUGAUGACACUCAGACUGGUUGAACUAGUAGUAGCCAGCUAGCCUUAUGAUGACACUCAGACUGGUUGUAGCCAGCUAGCUCACAUCUGACAUAAUCAUAGCAGCCUACUAUACACCAGACUCUAGUAUAAUUACUAUA
Molecule: messenger RNA, 2696 nt
Organism: Halichondria panicea
Lineage: Eukaryota; Metazoa; Porifera; Demospongiae; Suberitida; Halichondriidae
Product: GPI inositol-deacylase-like
Exons: 21
Coding region: 148-2553 (801 amino acids)
Biological process (GO): GPI anchor metabolic process; endoplasmic reticulum to Golgi vesicle-mediated transport
Cellular component (GO): endoplasmic reticulum
Molecular function (GO): phosphatidylinositol deacylase activity
Source: RefSeq, a predicted model, not a curated record